AUUCAAACAGCCAGCAGCCACAUACGCUGCGUUUGAGCUUAUGUUUGAUUUUUUCUGAUUUUUAUUUUUUUAUAUACCCAUGCUUAGAAAGAAUCCUGACAAUGGUCUGGAAACGGACCGCCUCUUCAGACACCUAGAUAUAUAUUUUUACAAGACGCACCAGCUCUGAAUUUCGCGUUUAUCGGAGAAAAAGCGACACAUUGACGAGGAGUCAUUUGACACCGACCGCUGCUGGAGCCGGAGGACUUUGUGUGCGAAGUUUGCGCCGGUGAGAGGGGGGCCAAGUCGGAGAUAUCUCGGCCAUAUCCACGGCAUUUCUACCCUGAAAGGUGGGAGUCAGGCAGUUUGUGGUCAUGCUGUCCCUGGACGAGCCCCUGGACCUGAAGCUCCCUCGGCGGGCGAAUGGGUGGGACAGAGGGGCGCGCUCUCCCCCCAUCUCCCCACUGCACCCCAAGCGAGCUCGCCAGAUCCGCAUGGCGGAUGACGGCACCGCAGUCAUAGAGCCCGCCUCGCCAGAAUCACCACACACAGGUGUGCAGGUGGUCCCUCAUGAUCGGACAGAUACCCCCACCCCCCCUGCGGUGGACCUGAGCAUGUCUCCCUCCUCCCGCCACACCCCCAGCUCUCCAGAAAUGACCAACGGCAACUACAUCCCCUCAGGAAAUUCUCACAUCUCACAGGCCUUUCAGUUCUUCUUGCCAAUCGGAGCUGGGGCGGGACUCCACCUGCCAUCCUCUAUGUUCAUUGGCCAGACUAGCGACAAGAGAUCCUCUCCUGACCUCUCAGCGGAUGAACAACUGGCCUGCCACUGGAAGAAGUGCCAUCUGCUCUUUGACUCCCUGCAAGACCUGGUGGACCAUGUCAAUGACUUCCAUGUCAAGCCUGAGAAGGAUUCUGGGUACUGCUGCCACUGGGAGGGCUGCGCUCGCAAAGGGAGGGGUUUCAAUGCUAGGUACAAGAUGCUCAUCCACAUCCGCACUCACACUAACGAGAAGCCCCAUCGCUGUCCCACCUGCAACAAGAGCUUCUCACGCCUGGAGAACCUCAAGAUACACAACCGGUCACACACAGGUGAAAAGCCCUACAUCUGUCCUUACGAAGGUUGCAACAAGCGCUACUCCAACUCCAGCGACCGCUUCAAGCACACUCGCACACACUAUGUGGACAAGCCUUACUACUGCAAGAUGGUGGGCUGCCUGAAGCGCUACACAGACCCGAGCUCUCUCCGCAAGCACAUCAAGGCCCAUGGCCACUUUGUGACGCAGGAGCAGGGCGCCGCAGGUGGAGUAGGCUCGCUGCUGAGGGGGAGUCAGAGUGGAAUGCUCGCUGGCGAAGGGGGUAAGGAUUCGGAGCUGUCCUACGUGAGUGCAGCCCACAUCAUCAUCCCAGGGGCAGCAGCAGCUUUCCUUGGGGGCCAUGCUCUGCACGGUCUGGGUGGUGCACUUCCCCUGUCCCCCCUCAGUAAUCGGCCCCUGGACCUCAGCAACCUCGGUUGCCCCGGAUCACCUUCAGGCAGCCUGGGAGGCGCAUCCAUCCUGUCCUUCAACGGGUCCCCGCUGGGCCUGGCCAAAUCCCCUCUGCUCUCCCAGGGCUUCCCCUCCUCGGCCCUGGGUCUGUCCAUGAUGCCCAUGCUGGGGGCUUCGUCUGACCGCAGGUCCCACAGCCAACAGGCCAAGAGGGCGGGGGAGGAGGCAGAGAACGAGGUGACUGGGGGGGUCUUGAACCUCUCCACGGGAUCCCAUGAUCCCCUGUCCUGGGUGGUCAUCCCCCCAGGCACCGUGGUGCUCAAGCCAGCUGUGGUCAACUGA
Messenger RNA from Anoplopoma fimbria (sablefish), 1808 nucleotides. RefSeq names its product GLIS family zinc finger 2b (gene glis2b). Gene Ontology annotation, cellular component: nucleus. Gene Ontology annotation, molecular function: DNA-binding transcription factor activity, RNA polymerase II-specific; RNA polymerase II cis-regulatory region sequence-specific DNA binding. Lineage: Eukaryota; Metazoa; Chordata; Actinopteri; Perciformes; Anoplopomatidae. The record is from RefSeq and is a predicted model, not a curated record. Gene Ontology annotation, biological process: smoothened signaling pathway; regulation of transcription by RNA polymerase II.